CGCUCGUUCCGCCUAAUAUCUAGAAUAAACCCUGUCGAUCUAGGAGGAAGAUGCAUUGCUCCUCAAUUUUUACUUUCUCGCUCUUCUUGGGCAAUGCUGUUGCAAUCCUCACUACCGGCACCACUGGCGGAGGCGUUUCGUCUUCCGUUUCCACUGGUAACCGUGGGGUACUUCGCCACAACGCAAGAUAUCCGGACAAAGACCCUCACACUUAUUUUGUGUUUGAUUACCGCCCUGCUGGAGUUAUUCAAGGUUGCCACGGCUUUAUUUGCUAUGGGUAUGACGGCAAACCGUCUACGCUCCCUGGCGAAGAAUAUAUAGAGAAAGAUUUAAUCGCGUGGGAGACGAUUCGUCAAGGUCUUGACGCGUGGAAGAAGGGGCACGCCAAAGAAGAUGCCUUUAUUUACAUGGUUGACCGAGGUGCAUUUUUACCAUCCAGGUCCCUUUCCGAUACCCUAUACAAUCACAUCAAAUGGUCAAACAUUAAAGGGUGGGCGCGUCUUGGACACAGUGAGCCCUAUUACGGACAUGUUAUUGGCGGAUAUGUGCCAAAUAACCUCUUUAAGCCCUAUAUGGUGAAAGAGCCAAGAAAGAGACUGGAUAGGUCCCUGGCGAUGGAGCCGGCCAACUACAAUGUACGCAUGCCAGAAAAGCUCUAA
Molecule: messenger RNA, 659 nt
Organism: Pyricularia oryzae 70-15
Lineage: Eukaryota; Fungi; Ascomycota; Sordariomycetes; Magnaporthales; Pyriculariaceae
Exons: 1
Coding region: 51-659 (202 amino acids)
Source: RefSeq, a predicted model, not a curated record